UCAAAAAAUUCAACACACCAGCAGUGUGAGAGACCUGAAAGUGGCACAUGGCAUGGCAGAGUGUGGCGAUGGAGACAGCAGCAAUGGGAGGCCGUACAGGGACCCAUGAGAGACUCUGGACCUGGCAGCACCAUGAGAGAGGCGGUACAGGGGCCCAUGGCUGAUUACGGGCCUGGUCAGCAGCUAUGGGAGGCCCGAUUCAGCCAGCACCCUAUGACAAAAAAUGCGAACACCACCAGCAGUGUGAGGAGACCUGAAAGUGGCACAUGGCAUGAGACACUGUGGACCUCUGGCAGCAGCAUGAGGAGGCGGGUACAGGGGCCCAUGGCAGAUUAGGGCCUGGCCAGCAGCUAUG
This is a messenger RNA of Staurois parvus, 355 nucleotides long. The record is from the annotation of a GenBank genome assembly. NCBI's taxonomy places the organism in Eukaryota, Metazoa, Chordata, Amphibia, Anura, Ranidae.